Dinoponera quadriceps is the source of this 1228-nucleotide messenger RNA. RefSeq lists its product as uncharacterized. The transcript is spliced from 3 exons. Lineage: Eukaryota; Metazoa; Arthropoda; Insecta; Hymenoptera; Formicidae. The coding region runs from base 366 to 770 and encodes 134 amino acids. The record is from RefSeq and is a predicted model, not a curated record.
UUGCCGAAGUUCGAGAGAGAGUUCUUCGGUGGUGCUCGGUGAUUCCGAAGGAAGAGCGUCCCCGUCGAAAGAUCAUCGUCGCCGCCGCCGCAGGUUCCCGUCGCUCCCUCCAGGACGACACCUGAGAAACGGCUGUCGUACUCGACCAUUGAUCGAGAUCGAGCGGUCUCGUGAGGUCACGCAGGAGUCAGCCGACGUCGUCGAACCCGAGGAACGCAUCCGUCGUCCUCCUCGUUGGCGGUGGUCGACCGGUCGUCGUUCGUUUGAGAGAGCGAUUCUCCUCCAAGCGUCCUCCGCCGCGGGCGUCUUCUUCUUCGGCGCAGAACCGAGCCGGACAGCUUGCUCAGGAUUGCGCGGCGGCUAAUAUGGGCGUCAACGUUGUCCCGUUGGUCGUGAUAGCGAUGGUGCCGAUCAUCACCGGCAGUUUCGAACAGCGCGCCAUCGGCAAGAGGAGCAGCGCGGCCAACGGCAUCGCCAACGUCGAUUACCCCGAUUACCCAGCCAAAUACGACGAUUAUCCGGUAGUAAUGCCGAAGCGUGCAGCUUUACUGUUCGACCAGCUGAUGGUAGCCUUACAGAAGGUCGUCGAUAAUCAGGGAAAAAGUACAGUUGGCGGGGCACCCUUUGCCGCCGACCUGGAGACCGCCCCCGUGAUGGAGAAAGAUCAAACGGUAGCGAAUUCGAUGGAUCUGCAGCGGCGCGGCCAGGGUAAAAGUCAGGUUUACUGGCGCUGCUACUUCAACGCGGUGACAUGCUUCAGGAGAAAGUGAUAAUGACCCAGUCAUUGUCAGUCCUCCUCGAAUCCGCAGACCAAAAAGGAGUGCCGCCGCCAUUUCGCAUCAUUUCCUCGACUUAGCUGCAGCAACGCGACGAGAUCGUAAAACAGUGCUUUCCCGCUGCUGAGAGAGUGUCAAGAGAACAAAUGGAAAAAAAAAGAAAAAAUCAUGAACGUACAAUAACACAUACACGUCACAUACACAUACGUACACGGCACACACAUACACACACACACACACACAAACUCGCUCGAGCGGUUACUUUCGCACAUUUUGGAACAUCGAAUCAACGAUUCUCCUCCCUCAGCCAUGUACCUUUACUCGUCUGUCUUCUUGCGACUUCUAUCGCCGUUCUCUUUUUGCAAAUUACGCGCAAAUCGAGAAAGAAUUACCUCUCUCUCUCUCUCUCUCUCUCUCUCUCUCUCUCUCUCUCUCUGGCUUAAAGUAAAUAC